ACCUGAUCUCUAAAUGUAUUUCACUUCAUCUGAGUGUUGUUUCAGUGCCUCAGUUCAGUUCAUCUCCAGCAGUCUUUAUUUUACUGAUGUGACUGAGGGCUGUGCUGUUGUACAUCUGACCUCUACAGCUGACUUCCUGUUAUGACUGUGUUUCUCAGGGUUUGUGUUAAGACUGGAUAAAGACGGAGUCUUGUCAUCCAUCAGUAGGCCUAUCUCACUAUUUUGUGUUGAUUGGAUGAACAGUCUUUUCGUCUAACAGUAUCUCACUAUUCCCACUACGCUGGCAGUGGGAACUACCCACUUUAUCAUGCUGUGAUGCAGAGUAGCAUGUAGCAGCGAUACAGAAAGCUUAUGUUGGCCAAUCUUGCUCCUUACUGACCCCUUACAGUUAUGUGUGGAGAUAAGUUAGAAAGACAUGCUGCAGGUCCUAUGUACAGCAGAGGAGGCUGGUGGGAGGAGUCCCUGGAGGGCAGGUUCAUUAUAAUGGCUGGAAUGGAAUCAAUCAUCAAAUAACAUUAUAUUUAUAAAGCCCUUUUUACAUCAGCGGAGUGCUUAUACAGAAACCCAGCCUAAAACCCCAAACAGCAAGCAAUGCAGAUGCAGAAGCAUGGAGCAGAUGUCAAUGGAAUGGAGUCAAAUGUGGUUUCCGUGAGUGGCUAGUCCGUCACGCCGAGCCUGCGUUGCCAUGGACGCCUGUGCCCGUAUCCGAGGAGUUCCUCUCAGGACCCGAGCCUCCAGGAAAGAGGUGGUGCGUGACGGCGGGACUCCGUGUAUGAAGAGCCUUCUGAGCAGCAGAAAGGAGCUGUGCAGCGUGGGAUUGGAGCUGCAGACCAGAGACACUCCAUGCUUGACUGAGAUCCAUUUUGUGUGUUUGCCUGGCCACUCUGAAGGAGAGGAUCUAACUCUACAGGCCCUGUCUUCUCUCCCGGGGGACCUGGUGGAGCUGCUGAGGUCUCUCCAUGUCACCAGCCUGAAAAACGAAGAGGUGCUGCUACUGAAGGACAGCAGGAGAUCAGCCGACAGGAGGGACUCUUCUACUCAGCAGCAGUGCUGGCUGAAGGCGGUGUGUGUUCUGAGACCCAGCCCCAGCCAGGCCAUUGUUGGUGUCUUGGUGGGCCUUCUGGGGCGUUACGCUGCGGGGGUCCGCUAUGCUCUGGAGCUCCAGGCCCUCCAUAAGGGCACAGCUGAGUCCUGCCAGCCCGAGGACGAUAACACCAACCAGUCUGUGUCGUCCAUCGAAGACGACUUUGUCACCGCUCUGGAACACCUGGAGGAGGAGGAGGACAACUCCAAUGGCUCUUAUCUCCAUGGAAACCAGCGUGAUAUGGCCUCCCAGACUGUCCCCGCCCACAAGAGAAACAAGGAUUUAUCAGGUUCCAGGAUCAUAAUCAGCUCUGCCCCCAGGAAGUCCUUAACCAAUCGCAGGUCUCCCCCAGAGGUGUCCAUUACCGUACAGCACUCCAGAGGAGCAGAGUCCCAGUGGACCCUCUACAGCCCAAGAGCCCAGCUCCCCUCCCCCACGCGACCUGUCAGCGACUCAGAGGAAUCGGAUGGCUCAAGCCCUAGUCCAAUCAUCUUUCUAGAUGAGGUUGGCUACCAGAAGAGUCUCAAAGCGACACUGGACAUCCCUCAGAUCCCUGGGGGGCCAACAGACAGGGUGGAGGACUCUGACUCUGAGGUCAGCGAGUUCUUCGACAGCUUUGACCAGUUUGAUGACCUAGACGAACUGAGCUCAGAGAGCUGUACACUCACUCUACCUCUAGACCCGACAUCCUCCAUUACCCCCACCAGCCUAGAUCAGAAGAAGAAGUACUCUGAAGCUGGUACUGGCAAAUCGGGGUCCAAGAAAGUGUCCCGAAGCUGUUCCACCAUGAACCCCCACCGUUUCGACCAGCGCACCCUACCGGCCAAUGUGAAGAAACCCACCCCGCUCAGAAGCCCCCUUCCCCCUGGCUCUCCCUUCGGAUCCCCUGACUCCCCCCGGCCGGCCCGGACCUCCUGUGAGGAGAGUGGAGGUCCUCUCUUCAGCCCUGUCAGCUCCUCAGCCUUCAGCCCUUUGGGAGACGGAGGAGCUCUGGAUUUCUUCUGGAAGACUGAGGGAGAGGUAGGAGACGUUUCAGAGCUACGGAAACCCCAGGACCUGUGUACCCUCUACAAGACCUACUCAGACUUUGCCAGCAGUUUGUCCAAGGAGAUCCUGGGCUCUGUGUGUGGAUACCAGUCUCCCGUGAAUCUCAACGACAACAAGAACCUGAGCUGUGUCUGUCACAAGGAGUUCCAGAACCAGUCUGGACACAUCAUGAAGCUGUCUGAGAUCCAGGAGACGGUGACUCUCUCCAAGCUGCAGCAGAAGCCCCAGUCUCUGAAGGAUGGCAUCCAGAGGUUCGCUACAGACUUGGUAGAGAUGAGCCUGGGCAGCGCCCUAAGAGACUUGCAGAAGGGAAUGUCCUCCUGCACCACCACGCUCUGCCACCUGGCCGCCAGACUCACCUCGUCUGUCUUCCAGAUGGCCUUCCAGGAGAUCGGCAUGCGCCAUGCUUACGUCCUGAAGGAACGGGCCAUCAACGGACUGGCUGGAUUCCUGGUGGGAGAGGCGGUGUCAGGGGCUCUGAAAGACUUCCUGAUGGUGAAGAAGCAGAUGUUCAACAGCACGGUGACGCAGUUUGCCGCUGACCUGGCAGAGGAGCUGGUGUUUGAGGGGAUGAUGGAAGUGUGUCAGUUCUCCCAUCCCUCCACCCCCCUCACCCCCAGCGAUUGGUCCUUCGGGGUGGGGGAGGACGACGAUGAGGAAGUGAUGUCUUCCUAUGCCUCGGACCUCUCAGAGUCUGUCCUCCAGGAGGCCUUCAUAGAACUGUCCCAGGCUGAUGUUGCCUUCAGUACCCAGGCAGCCAUCAGUGUCUCUGUGGACAACAUCUGCUACGUCAGCGCUGUCGACACACACACCACCUGCAGUACCGCCGCAGGCCACCAGGCUUUCCACGUUAACCCAGCCGAGGAAGGCCCAGGUCCAUCAGGCGAGGAUGGCUGUACGGUGAAGAAGGCGCUGUUCUGCGUGUCUGGAAUGGCCAGCUGUGUACCGGUCCCCCAGGCAGGCCAGGCCAUCUCCCACCUCCACGACUCAGAGGAGAUCUGCCAGUGUAAGACCAGCCUGGCUCAGACCAGCCCCAAGAGGAGCUGCAGCUCAGAGAACAGAGUGGUGACCACAACGUCCUCUGAUGCUACUGCUGCCACACAAACUGACCUGCUGUCAAAGACCCGCUUUCACAACUUCUCUGGCAACAUGGUGGAUAUGAUAGUGAGUGAAGCAUGUGAACUGAUGACUGCCACGAAGAUGAAGAAGAAGGUGGAGGACUGUGCCGACUUCCUUUCUAAGACCAUAGUUGGUCGGGGACCUCCAUCCGGACAGGAGGGUAGUGUCACUGACCAGACCUCCCUCUACUCUCUCCACCCUCCCUUUCAGACCCCGGGAGGAGUGAACUUUGAGGCAGGCUCCAAGACCAGCAGAGCAGUCGCUGAGACCCGGCCUGUGAUGAUGGACACUCUAGAGGUGCCAGGGUUGGAGAUGGGAGGCUGGGGAGGCAGGAAGAUGGCCACCUGCGAGGAGAUGGUUCGCAGCCCUGGUCACAAGUCCAACAGGACCCCUGGUACACCACCCUCGACCCCCCAGCAGCCCAGCGAGGUGUCCCAGGAGAAACAGAUCAAGCAGUUCUCCAAGAAGCUGAAAGGCAAACUGGCCAAGGAGUUCUCCACCGCCACCCCUCCUCCCACCCCACACUACCAGCCAGGGCCCGAGCCCAAAGAAUCCACCUCUGAGACAGACAAGGCUGACUUCAUGCUCAAACUGAUGAGGUCUCUGUCUGAGGAGGCAGACGGGAACGAGGAGGAGGAAGAGGAAGAGGGUAGAGUAGAAGGGGUUAACUCUGUAACUGAGACAGGAAGCCGUAUGCAGCCAGAGCUCAACCUCUUGGAUGGAGGACACAAGAUGGCCGACAAGGGAGCCCUCCAUUACGCAGAGCGCCUGGCGUGCCACAUCGUCUCCAUGGCGACAGAGAUAGACACCCUGGGAGGAGUGGAUGAUGAAGGUAGAAGGACGGUGGAGGGCAGGGAGGAGCGGAGAGACAGCAUGGCCCAGUUCUCAGCGCAGACUCUGAACACGCUGUGGAUAUACGCUGGCGAGGUGGCGGGAGAGGUGAUCAGCGACGUGAAGAGGAUAAUGUGGUCAGGUCAGUGUCACCACAGUGCGCUCAAACAAGGCAGCCAGGAGCAGUCGGUGGAAUGCCCUCACCACUACCAACCCCAGCCCAGUGAACACAGCAAAGACUGCAGGGUGGGUCGUCUGGCUGAACAGUGGUCCAAUGACCUCUUGCCUGUCCUCCACCCAUCCACCUCUACCCCCAGCUCUGGCCUGUCCUCUGACUACCCCAGCUGUGAGAGUGUGACAGAUGAGUACGCUGGCUACCUCAUCAGGGUGCUAAAGAAAGAGGGAGGCAGCAGGGAGCUGGUCCUGGAUCAGUAUGCUAGCCGUCUGGCCUACCGCUCCAUCAAACUGGGCCUGGCCCAUGCUGCCCGCAACAUGAAGAGACCAUCCUCCUCCAGGCACCACCACUCCAGGAGGCUCCAGCAGAAUGGCUGCAGGGGACCCAAUGCCGAGCCAUCCGUACCCAGGGACGAAGCAGGGAGAGUGGGAUCUCCUUCCAGAGACAUUGACGAUGGGAGCCAGAGGGAGUACAUGGAGCUGGUGAACUUCGCAGAGUCGUUGGCGUGCAACAUCACCUGUGAUGUCACACGCAAACUUUGUGUGCCGUCGGUCCGACUACCCAAGUCCCGGACUGACUCGUGUCUGUAUAAGAAGUCGAAGCUGGAGGACAUGGCAGAGAGCCUGAUCAGGAACUCCUUCUCAUGCCCCCUGCUGUCCAAGGAGGGGAAUAGCAGGCAGUACCACAGCACAGGCAGCCUGUACGACGGCGGCUACAGCAGUGGAGUCAUGGAGGUUCUGGAGCACUAUGCCAGGAACAUAGUGGAUGACACGUUGGAGAUGGGCCUGGCCUCGGCAGGAAACCCAGCCCAGCAGGGUCCAUACAGACACCACCACUCUGAGAGGCGAGCAGUGGGCUCUGCACUGGGGGAAACAACCUGCCAGUACUGCCAGGUCAGGGAGUGUCUGUUCUGCUCACGGCCCAACAGGCAGCACCUCCUCGGUGGAGGAGCAGGCCAGAGGAGGAGGGGGAGGCUGGAAGGGGAUGUGGGGGUAUGCGGCCUGGAGAUCCCUGAGAUCCACAUCAAUCUGGACCGCAGGGCCGUGUUCGCAGAGGAGAUGGUCACUACGGCGAUGGAGGGGGCCAAGCGCGAGUUGAGCAACACCAGCCUGAACGCCGACAGCGGGAUCGGACACGACGGGUACAGCUUCGCCGAGAGCCUGACCGCCGAGAUCAUGACGUCAGCACUAUCCAACACAUGCCAGACCACCAACCUCAGUUUCCCAGGCAGGGAGGCCACAGAGUCCUCGGUGUCCCAGCAGCUCAGUCUGAGUGUGGGAGACGACAGCCUGGGCAGCUGGUCCCGCCUCAGCUUCGAGGACGAACACCCUGACGAGACCAGCAGCUUCCUGCACCUCAGCGACAGCAAUGGGAACAGCAGUAGUUGGAGCAGCCUGGGGUUAGAGGGAGAGGUGUAUGAAGAGCACCUGUCCUUCUCUCCCUCCGACAGCGAAGGCACUGAGGACAAGGAGCUCGAGACCAAGGAUGAAUCCUGCGGUUCAGUGCGUGUGGGCCAGGCUCAGGCUUACAGGCACCUCCUGGUGGUAAACUCUGAGCUCAGGGAGAUGACCCCUGACCCACAGCACAUGACCUUUGACCCACAGCUCAGGAGCAUGCUGCAGUGGGCGGCAGCCUCCAUGGCUGACCUGCCCAUGGUUCAGCUGAGUCCUAGUGACAGCAGGGAGCUGCAGCAGCUGCCUGCGGUGGUCCAGAGGCUGAAGGACAGGAAGUGGAAGGUGGGAGAGCUGCUCCAAGCCCUGCUGCGUUACUGUGAGGAGACCCACGCCCCACCCCAGUCUGAACCCAGAGAGGCGGGGAGAGCAUCCCACCACACUCCCCUCUUCCCGUGGCUCCUGGAGCACGCUUAGGCUGACUGCACCUCUCCUACCUCCCCUCCCUCCUUACCUCUCCCCAACACUGCUUACUGUACAGUAUAUCUGUGAAGCCUGCUACAUAGUGAGCACUACCUGUUAAACUAAACCCUAUGAAGAUUCCCAUCACUUCUCAGUGAUGUGCAGCGUACCUGCCAAACCCCGAACCCCCAAUCUAUCCUCCUCGUACUGUGGAUCCUGUCCCUUAUAGGGCUGUACCCCCAUCGUUACCCAAAGGACGCUAUUAAAAACAGCUAUUCUUAUUAUUGUGGGCAUCUUGAAUGCCGUGACUGAAAGCAAUUGUGUAUUUUCUUCUCUCUUCUCUGGUUUUGUUGGGGUUGUUUUUAAAGGGAUUCUUCUGGAUUUUCUACUUCCUCAGUCAGAUGAACAACCGGAUAGCAUUGGCGCAAUGACAAGCAUGCCAGCAGUUACCCAUAGACUUCCACUCAUUGUGCUAAUGCUAGUUAGCAAUUGCACUAACACUAGUUAGCAACUUUCAAACUGCACGCAGAAGCAUAUCCGGUAUCCAUUGGUUUAUCUGACUCUUCAUUGCCGAAAUCCUAAAGUAUCCCUUUAAUAUUGGUCUGUAUAUCACGUGUUGAUUAGUGUGCUGUCGUUGACGACUGGCUUUGUUAAAGCGCUCCCACGCUGGUGCUACAGAGAGUAACCUUAACCUCUGUUACAGACAGGAACCUUCUGUUCCAGGGGAGAGGGCGAGAGUAACCUUAACCUCUGUUACAGACAGGAACCUUCUGUUCCAGGGGAGAGGGCGUGAGUAACCUUAACCUCUGUUACAGACAGGAACCUUCUGUUCCAGGGGAGAGCGAGAGAGUAACCUUAACCUCUGUUACAGAGAGAAAGGGAAACCUGACAGACAUACGGACACGGGGGGCUGAACCGUGUUAGAUCGAGAGCUAUGGGUUGAGAAAUGUCAGUGAAAGGGAGAGGGAGAAAGUGAUGAAUUGAAAGUGUUUUCUGUUAGGGAAUCCCCAUAGCUGCAGGCCAGAUAAUGUCAUCACCUUAGCUCUCCUCUGUGGUGGUGUUUCCACAUGAUUGGGGACCAACAAUACUCACAUGAAUACACUCACAUGAAUACACAUACACUCACAUGAAUACACUCACAUGAAUACACAUACACUCACAUGAAUACACUCACAUGAAUACACAUACACUCACAUGAAUACACAUACAUGAAUACAAAUAGACUGAAUGCACUCACAUGAAUACAGUCACACUCACAUGAAUACACAAAUACACAUACAUUCACACGAAUACACAUACACUCACACGAAUGCACUCAACCUCGAAUGACUACACAUACACGAAUACUCACACAAAUAGACUCACAUGAAUACAAGUGCAUGUUGAUUCUAACAGCCUUUACGAUGAGUAUAACUGAGUUUAAGAUCACAUGUCCUUUGAAAAGAUAAUUGUUUACAACAUAUGAGUGGUCUCAAUAUAAUGGGUUACAUUUCAUGAUAUAGUAUCUGUGUGUCUCCCAUGCUCUAAGUGUAAAAUACGCAAUGAACCUAGCAGCAGAUUUGUUUAUCAAACAUUUUAUUUGUAAAGGAUGUUACCAAGAUUUUUUAAGAUUUGAAGUGAAAUAUGAGAAAGUGCUCUAUUAUAUGAAGGAAGCCUUGAUUAUCAGUGAGCUCUAUGUUGCCAUUAGCUACAGUAGAGACUUCCUACUAUAGCGUGCGUGCUUUAUCCAUGUGAUGUGCUGGUUAUCUAGAAGGGCCUUGUCCACUGCUGGGAACAUCCUGUGACACACACACAGUAGUUGUCCUAAUUAAAGACAUGUUCUCAGUCUGCACCUCUCCACCACAACUGACCGGUUUUUAGCUCAGGGCACACACAGCUUAGGGCAUCUGACCCCCGCAACUUCCCUCUCUUACCCCCAACACACACACACACACACACACACACACACACACACAUCCGGCACUACUCCUGCUAUGAAUGCACUUUUAGGGAGGUGAGUUGAGGAUGGGCAUUUCCACUCUGGUUGCCCCAGGCUUCUGCCUCCUUAUAGAUGAUACCACAACGUGAUGACACUUCUGAGUGAGUGGCCCCAUAUCCUGUUAAGGUUAACCUUAGUCACACACAGUCAGUCAACCACAGUAGCCAACACACACAGACCCUAAAGGAAUCUCUGGCAUUGUGACACGCUGUGAUGAUGAUUUGUAUUAUUAAGGGAAUUUCAGACAAUGUGAAAUUAUGGGGAUAUUGACCAUGCUGUGGCAUCUCUACGCUGUAUUAUAAAGUGGGUGGUUCAAGCCCUGAAUGCUGAUUGGCUGACAGUCUGUAUGGCAAAGCAUUUAUUUUUACUGUUCUAAUUAUGUUGGUAACCAGUUUAUAACAGCAAUAAGGCAGCUCCGGGGUUUGUUGUUUAUGGCAAAUAUACCACGACUAAGGGCUGUAUCCAAGCGCUCUGAGUUGCGACGUGCAUAAGAACAGCCAUUAGCCGUGGUAUAUUGGUCAUAUACCACACCUCCUCAUGCCUUAUUGCUUAAAUAUACCAUGGUCUGCAUGCCCACAUUGAACCGUUGAGUUUGGCUGUUCUGCUGCUGCCGUCACGGUAACAACGGAACAGAUUCUAGUUCAUUAACCCUUUCUAUAUUUCUGCACUGUACUAUAGCUACACCAUCAGCAGAGCUGUUCAGUGUUUAGUAGCAGUAUGGCCUGAUCCUCAUGCUCUUCAUCACUUGAAUAUUAUUAUAUUGACUUGCCUGUCCUUGAACGAGCCCCAAUGACACUUCAGCUGUGCAUUAUCCCCAGUUAAAACUCCCUGACAGCAUACAGUAUAGAUUCCACGUUGUCAAACUCCCUGACAGCAUACAGUAUAGAUUCCACGUUGUCAAACUCCCUGACAGCAUACAGUAUAGAUUCCACGUUGUCAAACUCCCUGACAGCAUACAGUAUAGAUUCCACGUUGUCAAACUCCCUGACAGCAUACAGUAUAGAUUCCACGUUGACAGCAUACAGUAUAGAUUCCACGUUGUCAAACUCCCUGACAGCAUACAGUAUAGAUUCCACGUUGUCAAACUCCCUGACAGCAUACAGUACAAUAGUAGGCCACUGCUGAUGCCUUGUGUAUUAACACUGAUUCUCUGAGCUGCCAAAUGUUGCUGAUCCAUGUGAAAUAUGAAGGAAAUGUUUCACAUUGUUUAUUACCUUAACGUAUCUGAACACUUAAUCAAAAGUACUUUAAAAAGUUGUAGUAAAAAAAAAAAUUCCCAAAAUGUAUAGGGGAAAAGUAGGUAUUAAUAGGAGAAAAUCUAUGUAAUCAAAGAGGAAUGUAUGGAGGAGAGAGUAUAUAGAACCUGUAAGAGUUAGCCAACUAUGCUACAUUAUAUCAGUUUCCUGAGUCUCUGAGGGGGAUUGUAAUAUGUUGAGUUGUGAUUGUAAACAUAUAGACAGCUCAUCUGUCUGGCCCUCCUGUAUCGAUCAAUGUAUUUAGUGUACCUGUACAUUCCUAUGUUUUCCUUCACAGGCCACCUGUCUGACCGCCUGCCUGGCCGCCUGCCUGCCCCUAUGUGUUAUUUAAAGCUGAAUGUGCGUCUGCAGAGAAAUGACUCCACAGUUCAAAUGUACUAUCAGGUGUAUACGUCUGUUUUGUUACUGUCAGUGUUGCAGUGUUACUAUCAUCUUGUCUUGCACAGCAGAAGGCAACCUGUGUUUACUCGAUCCUGUAUUUUUCCUGCUUCUUUGUAAAAUCUUGUCAAAUAAGAUAUUUAAUGCUAAUUUAUGUAAGUUAUAACAGUGAGAACACUACUAGUCCCCUUCUAGUGACAUUGCUAAAAAGCUCACACAUUCUAAGCUUGACGUCGAAGCACUAUUUGUCAUUGUUUAAGCUGUGUGUAACAAUAAAGCUUUUUCAUGUGCUCUGGUA
This is a messenger RNA of Salmo salar (Atlantic salmon), 10019 nucleotides long. The record is from RefSeq and is a predicted model, not a curated record. NCBI's taxonomy places the organism in Eukaryota, Metazoa, Chordata, Actinopteri, Salmoniformes, Salmonidae.